AUGUCAACAGAAUCGCCCCUCGUCGUCCUCCCGGGCGAGACCAUCGACCCUUCCCUCAUCCCCACCCACAAGAAGAACCCUCUCCGUCUCGGUCCCGGGUUGCGACACAUCCCUCCUAGCGAAAUCGUCCCCACGGUAGCCGGCCAGCUAGUAGUCGACCAUCGCAAAACUUCCAUGUGGAUAGAAUACAAUGGCGGUCGCUACAUACCCUCCCAAGGCGACCUCAUCAUCGGCCAAAUCGCCCGCUCCGCCACCGACUUCUACUACGUCUCCCUCUCGCCCUAUACCCCCAACGCCACACUCCCGCACCUCGCCUUCGAGUCAGCCACCAAGAAAACCCGUCCCCAACUGGCGUCUGGCGAGCUCGUCUACGCCCGUGUGUCUCUGGCCAACCGGCACAUGGACCCCGAGCUGGAAUGCGUCAACUCUUCUACCGGCAAAGCGGAUGGGCUGGGCCCCUUGAAGGACGGCAUGGUGUUUGAUGUCAGUCUUGGGUUUGCGAGGAGGUUGUUGAUGGCGAAAAGUAGGGAGGAGGGGAAAGUGGAGGUUCUGGAGGCGCUGGGCGAGGAGGGAUUGGCGUUUGAGACGGCGGUGGGGAGGAACGGGAAGGUGUGGGUGGGUAGUGAGAGUGUCAAGACGGUGGUGGUGGUGGGAAGGGCGUUGAGGGAGACGGAUGAAAAGGGACUGGGGGUGGAGGCGCAGAGGAAGCUGGUGAAGAAGUUGGUUAGGGAGAUGCGUUGA
This is a messenger RNA of Neurospora hispaniola, 741 nucleotides long. RefSeq lists its product as uncharacterized. Gene Ontology annotation, cellular component: nuclear exosome (RNase complex); cytoplasmic exosome (RNase complex). Bases 1 to 741 code for a protein of 246 amino acids. Gene Ontology annotation, biological process: exonucleolytic trimming to generate mature 3'-end of 5.8S rRNA from tricistronic rRNA transcript (SSU-rRNA, 5.8S rRNA, LSU-rRNA); poly(A)-dependent snoRNA 3'-end processing; nuclear polyadenylation-dependent rRNA catabolic process. Gene Ontology annotation, molecular function: RNA binding. The record is from RefSeq and is a predicted model, not a curated record. The transcript has 2 exons. NCBI's taxonomy places the organism in Eukaryota, Fungi, Ascomycota, Sordariomycetes, Sordariales, Sordariaceae.